ACGCAAAACCCUUAAUUGUGACUGCAUAUUUAUAUCAACAACACAUUAGAAACCCUAGUUAGAGACACGGGAAUUGUCUUAGAAAUUAGCUUGAAUUAGAGUCUCUGCUAAAAGAUGGCGACUGCUAAAACCGUGAAGGACGUGUCACCUCAUGAGUUCGUCAAGGCUUACGCUGCCCAUCUUAAGCGAUCCGGCAAGAUAGAGUUGCCACUCUGGACCGAUAUUGUGAAGACGGGUACACUUAAGGAGCUUGCACCUUAUGACCCUGAUUGGUACUAUGUUAGAGCUGCUUCUAUGGCGAGAAAGAUUUACCUGAGGGGAGGCCUUGGUGUUGGUGCUUUUCGUAGGAUUUAUGGUGGGAGCAAGAGGAAUGGAAGUCGUCCACCACAUUUUGGCAAGAGCAGUGGCGCUAUUGCUCGUCACAUACUUCAACAAUUGCAGAACAUGAAUAUUGUUGACAUUGACUCAAAGGGUGGAAGGAGAAUCACUUCAACUGGUCAAAGGGACCUUGACCAAGUGGCUGGUCAUAUUAUAGUUGCCCCUUGAUCAUUUUGUACUCUGCUACAGAAUACCAGUUUAUUUUGGUAGUUCUAGCCUUAUGUCUAGUGUGUUGGAGGGAUGUUAGUGCAGCUUACCAUGUCACAUUUUAUAUUAUUUUCUGUGUGUACCAUUGCCCAAUUUUUGUUAUGAAAAGAAACUAAGUGCUGUUCUUUUA
Ricinus communis (castor bean) is the source of this 715-nucleotide messenger RNA. RefSeq names its product 40S ribosomal protein S19-3. Gene Ontology annotation, molecular function: RNA binding; structural constituent of ribosome. The transcript has 4 exons. The record is from RefSeq and is a predicted model, not a curated record. Gene Ontology annotation, cellular component: cytosolic small ribosomal subunit; ribosome. Bases 115 to 546 code for a protein of 143 amino acids. Gene Ontology annotation, biological process: translation; ribosomal small subunit assembly. NCBI's taxonomy places the organism in Eukaryota, Viridiplantae, Streptophyta, Magnoliopsida, Malpighiales, Euphorbiaceae.